Molecule: messenger RNA, 543 nt
Organism: Drosophila takahashii
Lineage: Eukaryota; Metazoa; Arthropoda; Insecta; Diptera; Drosophilidae
Source: RefSeq, a predicted model, not a curated record
AUGAUGCAUUCAAGUCCAAAUUUUUGCUUUCGUUUACUGGUGCUGUCGUUAAUAUUGAAAGAGAUCACUUCUCGAGUGGAGUUUACCAACAUCAAGUGUACGCAUGUGGAUAAGGAUUUUGCCGAAUUUGAAUAUUGCACUUUAAAGUCAAUAAAUCGUACGUACAAAUACAUUUCGGGAAAAAUGAAAUUGUAUAAUAUUCCAAUUACCAAGAUCAAGGUACAUUUUGGAUUGUAUAAAAGGUUUAAUGGUUACAAGCCUUUCCUAUACAAUCAAACCGUAGAUGUUUGUUAUUUCUUAAACCAUCAGAAGUCCAAUCCUGUCGCCAAGUUUUUUUUCGACAUUGUAAAGGAAAACGCAAACGUCAAUCAUUCUUGUCCAUAUAAUCACGAUAUUGUUGUCGAGAAACUUUCCACGGAGAUCAUUAACCAUCAUGUUACGAAAGUUCUUUCCUACCCGGACGGUGAUUACAUGACAGAGACACAUUGGGUACUUAAUGACAAACUAGCCGCAGUAAUCAAAUUGUAUUUGUCUCUUUCCUAA